UUCUUCUAAUUUGCCCAUUUUGCAACUCAAACACCAAAUAAAUCCAUAAUUACACCGUUCCCUCAACAAACCCUAGAAAAUCCCAUCAAACCCUAAUUUCUUCUCCCAAUCUCGAACCAGAUCGCAUCCAACUCAACAAUUUCCCAAAAUUUCGCAGAUUUGCAAUAUCAUCGCUUCUCUCUCUUUCGAUCGGCACAGUUUAAGAGAUGGUGGCGGGAGCGGAGGUGAUUCAUCAGGGCAUCCCGGUGCUCGACGUGAAGUAUCGAUGCAUCGCUAAGGGGAUCGAAGAGAUUGUCGAUAUCGCGGCGGUGUCGCCGCCGCCUCCCUCCCCGGCGAUUCGACAUGUUGCCGUUGACGCCGGUGCUGCUUCUAAGCUGGAAUUGAGAGCCUCAGAUGCCACUACAGAUGUUUCAGUGGAGCCUGAAGUCUUCCAGUUCAUGCCGAGCAUCCGGUCUGGUAGCUUUGCGGACAUUGGUCCUCGGAGAUACAUGGAAGAUGAGCACAUUUGCAUCGAUGACCUCUCUUCUCAUCUUGGCUCUCUCAUCACAUGCCCAACACCCAGUGCCUUCUAUGGGAUUUUCGAUGGCCAUGGAGGUCCAGAUGCAGCAGCUUACAUCAAAAGACAUGCUAUUAGGUUCUUCUUUGAAGAUCCUGACUUCCCACAAGCGUCGGAAGCAGAUAAUAUUUAUGUAGAAUCAGUUGAGAGCUCUAUUCGGAAGGCAUUCCUCCUUGCUGAUCUUGCUUUGGCUGAUGACUGCAACAUUAGCACUUCAUCUGGGACUACAGCACUUGCAGCAUUGGUUUUUGGAAGGCUUCUACUUGUAGCGAAUGCUGGGGAUUGUCGAGCAGUUCUAUGUCGGAAAGGUGUAGCAGUCGAGAUGUCACAAGACCACAGGCCUAUCUACGCCCCAGAGCGACAAAGGGUAGAGUCUUCUGGUGGCUAUGUUGAUGAUGGGUAUCUAAACGGAGUCCUGUCAGUGAGCCGAGCACUGGGUGACUGGGACAUGAAACUUCCCCGAGGUUCUCCUUCUCCCCUCAUUGCGGAGCCUGAGUUCAGGCAGGCAGUCUUAACAGAGGAUGAUGAGUUCCUGAUCAUUGGAUGCGAUGGCAUUUGGGAUGUUAUGACAAGCCAGCACGCUGUAAGCAUUGUGCGAAGGGGAUUGAGGAGGCAUGACAAUCCUGAACAAUGUGCGAGGGAGCUAGUGAUGGAGGCGUUGAGGCUUAACACCUUUGAUAACCUCACAGUGAUUGUGGUCUGCUUCUCUUCAGAGAGCAGGGACGAGCCAGAGCAGAGACUGAGGUGCUGUAGCUUGUCGACUGAGGCCUUGUGUAACUUGAAGAGCUGGUUGGAUGAUGGGGGGAACUAAAAGUUGCAGAUUGUUGGAUGUAAAUGUAGUAGGGAGAUGAUGAUGAUGAUGAUGAUCGAGGAGUGUUCUAUGUGAUGAGUUAUAGACUGGUGAUUCUAUGGCUGAUUAUUUAACCGGCUGCCAGCAGUUUUGUAUGGUUCUGUAUUGGGUUUGUUGGAGAGUUUGUAUAUAUCAGGGAAGUGGGAAGUGGAGGUGCUGGUGUAUUAUUAUUAUUACCGUUAUUGUUGUGAUUCAUUGUCUUUGAGCUGAGCAGUAUAUACUCGAUGCGCAUUCAUCUCCUUUAUUUAUUUA
Asparagus officinalis (garden asparagus) is the source of this 1658-nucleotide messenger RNA. RefSeq names its product probable protein phosphatase 2C 47. Bases 207 to 1367 code for a protein of 386 amino acids. The transcript is spliced from 5 exons. The record is from RefSeq and is a predicted model, not a curated record. Lineage: Eukaryota; Viridiplantae; Streptophyta; Magnoliopsida; Asparagales; Asparagaceae. Gene Ontology annotation, molecular function: cation binding; protein serine/threonine phosphatase activity. Gene Ontology annotation, biological process: protein dephosphorylation.